Molecule: messenger RNA, 227 nt
Organism: Racocetra fulgida
Lineage: Eukaryota; Fungi; Glomeromycota; Glomeromycetes; Diversisporales; Gigasporaceae
Source: the annotation of a GenBank genome assembly
UAGAAGCACAUCAAGAAGUUUUACAGAAUAACAGCACUUAUGCUCGUAAACAAUUAGAAAAAUGUAAAAAAAAAUUAUCUGAGGUGCUAACUGAUGAAGAAAUCCAAGAUAUUUUUGGUAAAAAAGCAGAAAUUAAUGAGUUGGAAAUCCAAUUAAAUAAUUUCGACAACUUAUCUUUAAAUUAUUGUUAUCAAUUAUAUGAGAAAACGCAGUUGAUUGAUACAUAA